This is a messenger RNA of Macroventuria anomochaeta, 180 nucleotides long. RefSeq lists its product as uncharacterized. The transcript has a single exon. The annotation marks the transcript as partial. The record is from RefSeq and is a predicted model, not a curated record. NCBI's taxonomy places the organism in Eukaryota, Fungi, Ascomycota, Dothideomycetes, Pleosporales, Didymellaceae. Gene Ontology annotation, cellular component: U2 snRNP; precatalytic spliceosome. Gene Ontology annotation, biological process: mRNA splicing, via spliceosome.
CAAGCCCGCUACGUUGGCACCGGCAGCGCGGACACCAGCAAGCACGAGUUCGCCUCUAACAUGUACCGAGAGAUACUGAACUCGUUUGUCGGAUACCCUUCUCAGGUGCAUUACGCAGCCGUUGGACUCGGCCAGACCCGAGAGCAAACUCGCGUGCAGCUCCUGGGCCGCAUGUUUUGA